Molecule: messenger RNA, 948 nt
Organism: Capronia epimyces CBS 606.96
Lineage: Eukaryota; Fungi; Ascomycota; Eurotiomycetes; Chaetothyriales; Herpotrichiellaceae
Exons: 4
Coding region: 1-948 (315 amino acids)
Biological process (GO): mitochondrial phosphate ion transmembrane transport
Cellular component (GO): mitochondrial inner membrane
Molecular function (GO): phosphate transmembrane transporter activity
Source: RefSeq, a predicted model, not a curated record
AUGGCCGCCGCCGCCGCACCCAAGCUCCUCGAGACGCCCGCCGAGCCCAAGCUCUCCGGCCUCGGGCUGUACAGCAGAUUCGCCUUCGCUGGCGCUGUCUGCUGCUCCAUCACUCACGGCUCUCUGACUCCUGUCGAUGUCGUCAAGACGAGAAUCCAGCUCGACCCUGUCACCUACAACACCGGCUUGAUUGGCGGUUUCAGAAAAGUGAUCCAGACUGAGGGUGCCGGUGCUCUUUUGACCGGUGUCGGCCCAACCUUUGCUGGUUAUUUCCUGCAAGGCGCAUUCAAGUUCGGAGGUUACGAGUUCUUCAAGCAACAGGCCAUCGACCUCCUCGGUUACGACACAGCGCGAAACAACCGAACGGCCGUCUACCUUGCCUCCUCUGCCGCUGCCGAGUUCUUCGCCGACAUUGCUCUCUGCCCCCUGGAGGCCACCCGUAUCCGAUUGGUGUCCGACCCUACCUUUGCCUCCGGUCUCAUCUCUGGUUUCAGCAAGAUCUUUAAGAAUGAGGGUUUCGGUGCCUUUUACAGCGGGUUCGGUCCCAUCUUGUUCAAGCAGGUUCCUUACACUAUGGCCAAGUUCGUCGUGUACGAGAAGGUGGCCGAGGCCAUCUAUGGCAACUUCGUCGACCAGAAGACCGCCUCCGACGGUACCAAGACCGCAGUCAACCUGGGCUCUGGUCUGAUCGCCGGUUUCGCUGCUGCCAUUGUUUCUCAACCCGCCGACACCAUGCUUUCCAAGAUCAACAAGACCAAGGGUCUGCCUGGUGAGAGCACCACUUCCCGUCUGGUCAAGAUCGCCAAGGAGCUGGGUUUCCGUGGCAGCUACGCUGGUAUCGGUGCUCGUCUGUUCAUGGUGGGUACUUUGACCGCCGGUCAAUUCGCCAUCUAUGGUGACAUCAAGAGAGUCCUGGGCGCAACCGGGGGUGUCGACAUUGGAAAAUAG